AAAUAAUAAUAAUAAAUAAUAAUAAAAUAUUAAAUAACAGUCGAGUAUAUUAAAAAAUAUUGAAUUACUCCCAACCCCCAAACACGCGAGACUCGUAACAAUACAGUGCACCAAGUGGCGGUUGGUUCUCCAAGCGCCAGAGGAAGAAAUCCAAGCAAGAUAAAUUAUGGGAUUUGAGAGGGACCAGCUGUCUCGUUCUAAAUCUGUUUUCAUAGUUGACGUAAAUUCGAGCUGAAUGCGGGUGCCGUAUUUUCUGAAGGGUCGAAUUUGAGCGGAGUCUUUGCGUAGAAAAAAAGUCAGGCAUUUUGGUAAGAAGAGAAGCUGCAAAAAAAAAAUAUUAGUCCAGAGGAAAUCUUUUAAACGAGAAAGAGACCAGAGAGAGUGAGAGUGUGAAUAUAACUACUACUAGUUCUGUAGUUCACCAAGAAACCUGCAGUUAAAGUAGACAUUUUCUCCAGUUGAAGGUACUAGAAAGAUUUUGUAUUUCUUUAAUGAAAAGCCGAGUCUUUGAUUUAAAUAGCAGUUACACUUUCGGGUUAGAGAGGUUCUUGAAGCUUUAUCUGAUUCCGAGACGAAGAUGCAUGUUCUUUGGCUUGGGAAUAAGUAUUAAGGGAUACGCAUCUUCUUCUUUUUUUGAAUUGGCUGCUUAUAUGUUUGUUUAUAUGGUUAGUGCCCCCUGAAACCUCUCUGUUUGAUUAAUGAAAUGAUGCAGUUUUUAUUCUAAAAAUAUUUUUGUGAGUGAAACAGGGUGUCAUAAGGGAUCACAUAAUAUUUGUAUGUUUUCUUAGAAUCAAGAAAUGAUUCUGAUUGUGUCUUCGUAAUAUGGGUCCUGUUUAUGAUCAAAGGACAAGAAAUUUCGGUCAUAAUUUUGAGAAAAUUCUGCUGAGACUGGUGCGGGAUGGGAGUUAUUGGGUAGUAUUUGGGAUAAAGGUUUAAGAUCUGCUGGUAAAAUAGUUCAGAGUGGUGGAAAAAGCACAAGAAAUGAGGUCUUUGGCCUUGACUCCGACGUGGUCUGUUGCUACUGUCUUGACGAUCUUUGUUGCCGUUUCUUUUCUCGUCGAACGAUCAAUCCACCGACUAAGCUCUUGGUUGCAGAAAACUAACCGAAAACCCUUGCUUGCAGCUGUGGAGAAAAUGAAAGAAGAGUUGAUGCUGCUUGGGUUUAUUUCUCUCCUUUUAACGGCUUCCUCAAGCAUGAUAUCCAAUAUCUGCAUACCGACGAAGUUCUAUGAAAGCAAGUUUGCUCCAUGCACCAUAUCGGAGAUUGAAAAGAAGUCAUCCCAGCACCGUAAUCUCUUGAUGGUUUCUGUUCUACCUCACUCGUUUAGGAGGAUGUUGAGUGACUUGAAUGAAAAAAAUACCUGCAGAGAGGGUCACGAGCCAUUUGUGUCGUAUCAAGGUCUCGAGCAGUUGCACCGGUUCAUAUUUGUCAUGGCAAUAACUCACAUAUCUUACAGCUGCUUAACGAUGUUGCUGACAAUUGUGAAGAUUCAUAGUUGGAGGGUAUGGGAGAUUGAGGCUCACAUGUACCGGCACGGUUCAUUAACUGAAAUCACGAGAGAGGAGACAUUGCGAAGGCAAUCAACAUUUGUCAAGUUUCAUGCAUCAAAUCCUUUGGUCAGGAAUGGUUUCCUUGUCUGGUUGACAUGUUUUUUCCGGCAAUUUCGGCAUUCGGUGGCUCGUGCUGAUUACCUUACACUCCGUGAGGGCUUCAUCAUGAACCAUAAUCUCAAACUACAAUAUGAUUUUCAUGGCUAUAUGGUUCGCUCCAUGGAAGAAGAAUUUCAAAUGAUAGUUGGUGUGAGUGGUCCACUAUGGGGAUUCGUUGUUGCUUUAGUGCUGUUUGAUGUACACGGGUCUAAUCUCUAUUUCUGGAUAGCAAUCAUUCCUAUUGCUCUUGUUCUUCUGGUGGGCACAAAGCUGCAGCAUGUUAUUGCAACCUUGGCAUUAGAGAAUGCAGGUAUAACUGGAUUCUUCACAGGAGCAAAGCUGAGGCCUCGAGAUGAUCUUUUCUGGUUUAAGAAGCCAGAACUAUUGUUGUCCUUGAUCCAUUUUAUUCUGUUCCAGAAUGCAUUUGAAUUGGCUUCAUUCUUUUGGUUCUGGUGGCAAUUUGGGUAUAACUCUUGCUUUAUUGGGAAUCAUUUGCUCGUGUAUCAAAGGCUGGCUUUGGGGUUUGCUGGACAGUGUUUGUGCAGCUACAGCACCUUGCCUCUGUAUGCACUGGUUACUCAGAUGGGAACAAACUAUAAGGCAGCCUUAAUUCCUCAAGGGAUAAGAGAGACUGUCCACGUAUGGAGAAAUAAAGCCAGGAGGAGAAGGCUUGGUAUUUUAACUGAUAACUCCACAGUAAACACGGAUACAAGCAUGGUAAUGUCAAUCGAGGAAGAUCACGAGUUGCUUGAUGAUGCCCCUGAAACCUCCAGUGGUGCAUUAACUGAGAUCGAGAUGCAACCAACUCCUGGAAGUGCAACCAACCCCUCUACAGUUGCCAAUGAAACCUCAAGCAGAGUGAGUGCACCCCUCCUUCGACCCUCCGCUUCAGUUUCUUCUUCGGUUACAUUGUCUUCCAAGAUAGAAGGUAUUUCAAGAUCUUGUUCUAUGCCAAUCCGAAGAUAAUGAAGCAAUUAUCAAUGACGAUGAAGAAAGAGAAGAAAACAAUAUCAUGAAUGAGUUUAGGCUUUAUUUGGAUUUCAGAUGUGUAGAGAGAGAUGCUUGAUCUAUCGUUCCCUAUAAUAAUCUUCAUCCCAGAGUCAUAGAACUAGAACGUCGCGAGAUAUAAGCUGUAUCAUAGUGGAUGCCAACAUACAAGAUUUUGAUUUAACAAAUUCGGAAAACUUAAGGAUGUAAACUAAACAUAAUGAUCAUGUCAGGUUCUAGUUUCUCAGCCUUUUAACCCAAGGCAACAUCCCUUUCAUAGCAGAACAAACUAAGGGUGGUUUGAAGCAUGAACUUAAAAGGAAAGAGUAACACUAGUGUUGGAUAAAACGUUACAUUUUCGGCUGAUAAUUCCAUAUAGAUCCAAAGCAAACAAAGUAUGGAUCUCCU
Carya illinoinensis is the source of this 3045-nucleotide messenger RNA. Its product is annotated as MLO-like protein 11. Bases 982 to 2616 code for a protein of 544 amino acids. Gene Ontology annotation, biological process: defense response. NCBI's taxonomy places the organism in Eukaryota, Viridiplantae, Streptophyta, Magnoliopsida, Fagales, Juglandaceae. The record is from RefSeq and is a predicted model, not a curated record. The transcript is spliced from 15 exons. Gene Ontology annotation, cellular component: membrane.